AUGAACGUAACGCAACUCCAAUCGCCUCCGCCACUGCCGUCGCACAUGCAGCGAGUUUCGAAGGAGGCCUCUGAGAAGAAUGCGGAUUUCUUGGUCCUUCGUCUGCUCAACAAACGCGCUCGAGUGCGCUUAUCCCCUCAGCCUCUCGAUCUUGAUGCUCUUCCUGGACAAGGGCGGCUGUUCGCUGUUGCUAAUAGCAAGGGGUGCUUCGCAGCUACAGUCCGAGGAGCAAAUGGCUCGUAUGGCAAGUCUACAUAUUGUCUACUGAGAUCAUUUGUUAACAAACUCAUCGCUGCGCCACUUGCGGAUCUUCAUUCCACGUUUGCGUCCUUAACAAACAUGGACGCUGAUUUUUCACCAAAGACUAAUGUGGCACUGCCUGGCGUUCCACAGACGGUAAUGUUUGCGCAUAAUGAUACUCGUCUGAUCAUAUGUCUUGUGGACGGUUCGAUCAUUGUAUUUGAUACGCAGCUGUUGCUUUCAGGUGGAGUUGGUGUGCCCCUGCAUACCUUCCCAUCGAGCAUGCCCAUUCGUCAAAUUGUACCCAAUCCCGGAGACAUGUCGGAACUAGUGGCCGUACUCCGCUCUCCUGAAAGCAGUGGACUUCCAGUCGAGGUGUAUGACGUCCAGAACAUGAAAUCGGUGGGAGGCUGGAGAUCUGGCUCUACGCCGAAUACACGACCCACGGCUUUGUCCUGGUCCCCGAAGGGCAAGCAGUUAGCUAUAGGUCUCGAGAGCGGCGACAUUGUGACUUACAGCCCUACGGCUACAGGUUCGUUGAAGAGUCUGAUACCUAAGCCGGCAACUAUCGGCGAGGAAAGUGUUAUUGCUAUUGAUUGGAUCACCAACACGGAGUUCCAUGCUGUAUUCUCCGGGAGAGGUGAUCUUAAUCCUGAUAGCGAACAGAGUCACUACAUCGUAUCGUUUGAUUCUAAAGCGAAUCAAGUCGGAGAUGUCAAGCUCAAUUCUCCCUACCUGCCUUUCCCUGGCCUUCGUCCACCUGGGCAGUUCGUAGCCAAUUUUCGAAACUGGGGAUCUGCAAGGUUUUUACUGUUCAUAGGGGACAGCACGUCGUCGGAUAUCGGCUUACUUGGGAGCAUCACGGAGCUAGGGUCUCCCCUCGAAACCUGGUGCAAUCUGUCGUUGGAGGAAACCUCAACGCCAACAGUUCCUCUCGACAAGGACAUGAAUGACACUGUUCUUCUCGCGCUGGAUGUGGAUUUGACUUCGACCAAACCGUUCCGGCUAACUCAGGCCUCAGGGGAAGAAGUGGACGUGCCGCCACCUCCCAUACUGUAUGCCUACGCCAGCGAUGGGACUCUCACAGGUUGGCAUGUAGUCAACUCUCAGGGCACACCUUACCCUGGGAUGAUCGACGUGAGCGGUGCCGUUCAGCGAAGUCAGUCAGGGGAGUCGUCGUCGGCGAUUUUUGCUGUACGGCCUGGCGCGUCGGCAGCAUCCCCGACCAUAUUUUCUACCACUCCAACCUCGUCGCCUUCGAAAGGUGGGUUCGAGGCAUUCGCUUCCGGAUCAGCAAAAUUUGGCCAGACUGGUUUCAGUAUGGAUACAUCCACGGCUCCCUUAUCCACUGUCCAACCAGGUCCUGAACCUGUGGCCCGCGCUCCUAGCAUCGCUGAAGAAGCCAUGGAUUCAGAAGCCACCAAUGCAGGAUUUGGUGGUUUGUCUUUGGGUGGGACAGACGCUUCAUCUGGCUCACCUACACCCAGCACGUCUUCAGUGUUUGGGUCGUUUACUGCUCAGCAUUCGAGUAUGAGUAGUGUUUCGCCCACCUUUGGGACGUCUGGCUUCAGCAAGCCCAGCGCAGGCUUCGGCGCGUUCGCCAACCUAGGUGCUCCGAGCUCAAGCUCUCCGUUUGCCGCCGCCGCAUCAUCGAUGUCUUCAGACAUCAAACCCGCUGCCGGUUUUGGAGCCUUCGCAAAUCUGGGAACUCCUUCUAGCUACGCUUUCUCGCCCGCUGUUGGCUCGUCAUCGUCAUCCACAUUGGCAGUAGAGUCUAAGCGCCCAUCGGCAUUUGGACAGCAAGUAUCUGCACCUUCCUUUGGACAGCCUGCAUUUGGACAGCCUGCCUUCGGGAAACCGGCAUUCGGACAGCCGACCUUCGGACAGUCUGCCGCUGCAAAGAGCGCUUUUGGACAGCCCGCUUUUGGACAGACCUCCUUCGGGAAAGCAGAGACGGAGAGCGCGAAAGCGGGAGAUAAUAACAGCACAGCGAGUACUUCCGGAGGAGGGUUUAGUGCGUUUGCCCAAGCUGGUCCAGUGAGCUUCGGCAGCGCGACACCCAAGGCAGACGCGAAGCCUCCAUGGGCAUCCAGGGCAAACGACGAAUCAGCGCGUGUUGUGAACGAAAAGGAAAAAUCUAGGUCUAUCUUUGAACCACUGAAAGCAGAGCAGCCGCAAACCCCUUCAAGGACUCCUGAUCCGGGUGCUAGCCAGCCCAAUGUCAAGGCUUUUGCGGACCUCCCUAAGGAAGCAUCUAAAGAGACUACGAAAGAAGCACCCCAAACUGCGGCAGAUUCCCCCAAACCGUUCACACCAUCUGCACCCAGCGGUAUUUCUCCAUUGACGAGUAAAUCUGGAGCCUUUGGUCAGCUUCAAACGUCGCCGUUCGGCUUUGGUCAAAUCAGUGCGGGAUUCGGUGCUUUUGGUUCAGCUGAUGUGUCAUCGUCACCCUUCUUUAAGGCGGCCAAACAGGAGCUUCCUCCUCCAACCGCAUUCUUAGGCGGGUCUUCACCUCCGCCAACUGUAUCUCCAACGGCUGACCCUACGAAACCUACGUUUGGUGCACCUUCGGCCUUAGGAAACGCUCGGUCAGUCUUUGGUAGCCCCGGUGCGGGGACCUUGACUACGCCUAGUCCGUCGCCGAACAGCGGCGCGUUUGCCGCGUUUAGUGGCUCUAAAUCGGCUUUCGGCGUUUCGGGUGCCUCAGGUAUAUCAUUCGGAGACUUGUUGCGACAGAAAUCGGACGAGGACGAGAAAGCAAGAGCCUCAGGGUCGCCUAAGACUCCAUCAAGAUCACAAAAUGAGGCGUCUGGGUCUGUAUUCUCAGCAUUCGCAAGACAGGGUAAUACGCCUGUAAGGACGGGAUCCCUGGCCUCGCCACCUGACUCUGAGUCAGAAUCAGACUCAGAAAUCGACGAUGGCGAGGAAGAUGAGGAUGCCGUGAGCACUGCAAGAGUUGUUCUCCCACAAGGAGAGUUUAUAGACGAUACAGCCGAGUUUCUUUCUGAUGAAUUCUCCGAUGAGUCCGAAAGCGAACUCGUAGAGGUGACUCCCGUUGCUACAGCCGAUUCCACUAAGAAAGUACCGAACGAGACAAUUCUGAAGGUACCGACGACUGUUGAUAGUUUAUCCUCUCCUGGCGAAGCGACUAAGGUGGGAACAUCUCCAACGCGAGACCCUAGUACUACACCUCCAGGAUCUCCUAGUCCCGUCAAAAGCGCCGCUUCCCCGUCAUUGCCGUCUCCAUCUCCGUCGCCCAAUUCUGCAACACCCACCGGUUUUCCUUCACUCGGCCUUGGUAGGCCGUCAACACGUCCGACACGAAGUUCGCCUUUGGCUAGUGCGCCGAUAACCGGUGAUGAUGACAAUGACGACGAGCCUAAGCUUUCGACUGGGCGACGCGUGUCUACGUCUGCGCAGGUUGAAAGUGGAUCCAAGCGGAGUCGAGACGAGGAACAACCACAGACAUCGAGGCCAAAGACUCCCCCGCUCUCGUCCACAUUUGGACCCAGUACGCCUUCUUCAGUCGGGUCGACUAAUGAUAAAGGCAAAGGCAAGGCUCCUGCGUUUGGUUCUUUAAACUUCACUCCAAAACCGAGCCCUACGCCGCCUCCGUCGGUCUUCAGCUUACAAGGGCAAACAUCCAUGCCAUCACCUUCCAUCGGGAGCAAUAGUGCUCCUCUUUUGAGUUCUUCGACGGGUGAAAAUUUGCCUUCCUCGUUCUCGCCAAAGCCUGCGCCUCCCAUUUCGCCGGCUUUGUCCUCGCCAUCGAGUAUAUUCGGAAAUCCUAGUAUGGUGUCGCCAGUAUCACAGACAAGCGGAUCACAGGCAAGACCUGCGUUUGUGCAAGGCUCAUCUAAUAGAUCUACAGCUGCCCAACAAGUAUCUGGGAAGUCAGCAGAGGGGCCUAUCGCUGAGGCCGCAGUGCUCGUGGAAGGCAUGCAGGCCGAGUGUCUCCGUUUGUUCGGACUUGUUAGGAAGGAACUGGAUCAGUUACGUGUGGUGAGCCAAGAUGCUGGGCAGAAGAAGGAUUUGCUUUACAAGUCUGGUAUCGGGAGUGGUACAAACGCUGCCCCGAUGGAUAUGAGCAAAUGGACAAUCGGUGACCUGGUACGACUGCAACCAGCCAUGCUCGUCGUCGAGAAGGAACUUGCUGGUCUCAAGGGUCGAAAGGCUGAUUACGAGGCAUCAAUUCAGGAACUGGAAGGGCAUCUCUUGAAAGCGAGUGCUCGAAAAGAAGAAGUAGUGCGCUUUAGUAAGGCUUCAAGCGACGCAGGAUUUGCCAGAAUGCUGAAGGCGAGGACUUUGGCCCCUGAGCACCUGGAAGCUCAGAGUCAAUUACGAAGGGACAUUCGGGUUUUGCGCGACAGACUUAGACAGCUUGAGGACCACAUACAGGCAUCUAAGAAGAAGGCCAAGCUUAUGAGGGCGGGAAAGCCGGAAUUGAAGGCCCCGUCGCUGGAUACCAUCAACAGAAUCUAUCGUAACAUCGACGGUGCUAUUGAUCAGCAUGAGGACGAAGUCGCACAAUUAACCGCGCGAGCUGCUAGGCUCAGCAUGAGGUCUGCACGAAGUACGCCUUCAAAAGACAGGGAUACAACUGAGCGGGAGAAUGCUCGUUCGUCGGAGGUGACGCCCCAUUUCGCUAGAUCAACAGCAGCUGCUCUCAACGCAGAGAUGUCGGCACAUAAGCUCAAGCGAGCUCUGCUGCAGGCGCGCAAGGAACCGCUCCUGAACACUCAAGCCGUUUCCGCAACACCGGCUGUACCUACGCCUGAGCCUUUGUCGACUUCCCGCGGGAUUAUACCAAACAUGGUGAAAGAAGAAGCCCCUGCGUCACCUCAGUUGUCGUUCUCUAUUCCACGGAAAUCAAUGCCGUCAACUCCGGAAAUGGCCAAGGCACCUUCGAUUCCUACGACUCCUGCAACUCCCGCGACUCCUACGCCCGAUUUCGAUGAUGACACAUCUCACUCUCCUGGGACGGGCUCAAGACAUAGAUCGGGAGGAAGGUACCACGCAAAGGCAGUCCCGCUUAAGAAGACCUCCCCAAGCCCUAGUGCGGCGGCAAAUUUUGAUUGGGGACCGUUACCUAAUGUUAGCCCAUCGUCAACGCAGACGAUGAGCAAGCUUCCUGUCCCGCUACAAAGCUCUCCAAGCCCUAGUCCGGCAACAAGAUUUAAUUGGGGAGCGUUGCCUGAUGUCAGUCCCUCGUCCGCGCGGACACCAAACCCGCUUCCUGUCCCACUGACUUCAAGCUCUUCGCUCCCAUCGGCGUCAAUAUCGGGUGCAUCCCUGUCGGCUUCGUGGGUGGUAGAGGGAUUCGAAGGGAAGAAGUAG
Molecule: messenger RNA, 5577 nt
Organism: Fibroporia radiculosa
Lineage: Eukaryota; Fungi; Basidiomycota; Agaricomycetes; Polyporales; Fibroporiaceae
Exons: 8
Coding region: 1-5577 (1858 amino acids)
Molecular function (GO): protein binding
Source: RefSeq, a predicted model, not a curated record